This is a messenger RNA of Rhinocladiella mackenziei CBS 650.93, 1056 nucleotides long. RefSeq lists its product as uncharacterized. Bases 1 to 1056 code for a protein of 351 amino acids. Gene Ontology annotation, molecular function: protein binding. The record is from RefSeq and is a predicted model, not a curated record. Gene Ontology annotation, biological process: Golgi organization. NCBI's taxonomy places the organism in Eukaryota, Fungi, Ascomycota, Eurotiomycetes, Chaetothyriales, Herpotrichiellaceae. The transcript has 3 exons. Gene Ontology annotation, cellular component: Golgi apparatus.
AUGUUUGGCGCUUUGAAUCGUUUCAUAGCUCGUCUCGAUGCCGAUCCAGGCCCACAGCAAGACAAUUCAGGCCCCUCAGACACUUCGUACGGUUUCCAGGUCCUUCGAAAUGUCAACAAAGAUCUGCCUCUAGAACCUUGGUUUGACUUUAUUAUUGGAAUCAAUGGACAUUUCCUGGACUUCCCCGACCCAAAUCUCUUUGCCACUGAACUUCGUAAUUGCGCGGGCGGGUACUGUUCUCUCGAUCUGUGGAGCGCGAAGGGCCAGAGAACACAUUCCUUGACCGUCACCGUUCCCCCUGCACCACAAACCUUGGGACUGAGUCUCCAACUGGCACCUCUCAAUUCAACUCAAAACAUCUGGCAUGUCCUGACCAUCCCUUCACCUCUGUCCCCCGCCCACCAAGCUGGUCUAUUGCCACACAGUGACUACAUCCUGGGUUCUCCCAGCGGCACAUUGAAAGGAGAAGCGGCACUGGGUGAAUUGGUGGAAGAUCACCUCAACAGAAGUUUGGUUCUUUGGGUGUACAACUCAGAGUUUGACGUCGUCAGAGAGCUCGAACUCGUACCUAGAAGAGGAUGGGGCGGAGAAGGAGCAUUAGGAGCUGUCCUUGGUUUCGGUGCCCUCCAUCGUCUUCCAGUCGGCUUGGGGGAGGAGGUGCAGGCUCCCGGUGAGAAUUUAUUCGACGCAGACGGAAAGAUGGAAGAUGGACAACAAGACGGCCCCUCCCAUACUUUCCAACCGGCGCCAGCUCAGAGUCUAUCUCCACCUCCAAUGAUGAAUCCCAAUGCUCCUCCGACUACUUCAAUACCAGCCCGGGCACGAAAAGGAAGACAUCACAGUGCCCUUUCGCCAAAUAAUGGCUUUGAGGAUAUGUUUGCCGAGGGAGCCAAAAAGAGUGCCGAACAAGAUCAUGCUCCAUCGCGGAAAGGAACACCGUUGGCACCUCCACCCAAGACCGGAUCUGCAUCUCAUUCGGCCAUCGAUGACAAACAAGAUCCUCUUGAGCAGGCUGAGGAAGACCUGGGGGAGCCUGGAGAGGCCGAGGAAACUUGA